This is a messenger RNA of Electrophorus electricus (electric eel), 834 nucleotides long. It is a transcript of the gene aqp12, whose product is annotated as aquaporin 12. Gene Ontology annotation, cellular component: cytoplasm; membrane. NCBI's taxonomy places the organism in Eukaryota, Metazoa, Chordata, Actinopteri, Gymnotiformes, Gymnotidae. Gene Ontology annotation, biological process: transmembrane transport. Gene Ontology annotation, molecular function: channel activity. The record is from RefSeq and is a predicted model, not a curated record.
AUGUCAGUCCUUAACAUAACACUUGGUUAUUUCAUAGCUAUCGUGGCCAUAUCUGCGUGUACUAGAGCUCUGGUUGCGUGGCAGUGGCCGAAGUGGAGCUUCCUAGCUGAAUUCAUUGCUGCUUUCUCACUUGCAGCCUCCAGACUGGAGGUGCAAACCAUUUCUGAGGUUGGUCAGUGGGCUGUGGGUCUGGGGCCAGAGGUCACCCUCACGUUGCUUUUCCUCACUAUAACUGUCCAUGCUGUCAUCAUGCAAGGAGUUAGCGGAAACCCUUCAGUGACUGUGAUGAGGUUUCUGCAAAAAGACGGCGAGGCUGUGGCCGUCCUCCUGAGCUUAGCGAGUCAACUCGCAGGCGCUCAGCUUGCCCUGCUCCUAGCCGGCUGGUACUGGGCAAUGGAAUUGACAGACAUGCACAUGCUCAAGAACCUGAUGGCGGCUGAGUGCAGUACCUCCCUACGUGUUCCGCUGAUCCAGGGGGCGACUGCAGAGGCUGUGAGUGCACUGAUCUUUCACCUGGCACACCUCAGCCUAGAACACCGGUCACAGCUACUCCAGAUUCCCUCACUGACCCUGCUGCUCACCUUCCUCUAUUAUGCAGGUAGCAACUAUACCUCGGCUUAUGUGAAUCCGUCCCUUGCCUCUGCACUUACCUUUACAUGUCCUGGGCACACCUUCUUGGAAUAUGUUCUAGUCUACUGGCUUGGGCCUCUCAUUGGCAUGACCCUGGCCUUGCUGCUCUACACGGGGAACAUCCCUGCGCUUUUCACCAAGAACCUGCUUUACUCAAAAAAAACACGCUUCCGUUUGCCAAAGGGGAGAAUGUCUGCAGAAUAG